This is a messenger RNA of Quercus lobata, 1235 nucleotides long. RefSeq names its product SAUR-like auxin-responsive protein family. The transcript has a single exon. Gene Ontology annotation, biological process: response to auxin. Lineage: Eukaryota; Viridiplantae; Streptophyta; Magnoliopsida; Fagales; Fagaceae. Bases 538 to 1059 code for a protein of 173 amino acids. The record is from RefSeq and is a predicted model, not a curated record.
GACACUGACUUCUUAACUUCUCAAAGACACCAAGAGCUUCUAUUGAUGUUUGCCACAGACCACAGCCUCUGACGUAACAUAUUCUCUCUCUGCAACUUUUAUUUUCUUCAUUUUCUGUGUGUCACAACUCACAGCCUCCAUAUCUGAAUUCUGAUCUCUCUCUUACACAUACAUACGCCUUUUGACGCUCCAAAAAUCUUCAAAAAGUCUCUGAAAAGCACACCAGCACAAGAACCUUAUUCCCAUACAUAGAAUCCAGCCACUUCUGCCGCCGCCACCACCACCACCACUAUCUUCAGAACUAUAAAACAGACAAACUGGGCCUUGGAAAAGUCUCAAUAAACAAUAGUGAGACUGUGAGAGAGACCAAUUCCAAAACAGAAUAGCCAGCUUUCAGAGAAGUCUAUAGUGAUGUCUAUCACUGAUCCUUGUUAGUUAAAAAUCAACAGAAACCCAUCUCAGAAAACUUCUUCAAAAGCUUCCCUUUUGAUUAUUUAGUCUUUCCACACUGACUCAUUUAUAUAUACUGCAUAUAGCAUGAGAAAACUCAGAGGCUACAAGCUCAGACGCAAGGUGGUCAAGAUUUUCAAAUGGAUAAUCCGACGCAAAAGAAAACCCACAAGCACAAGGUACCACCUUUUGGACCCUCCGACCCGGACCCGAACCCUGAACCCGAUGUCCAAAAUCAUCAACUUGGCUCGGUGUCUUACGCGUGGAGCAAAGGAACUGUGUCUUCACAAUUCCAAUUCGGAUCCGGAUUACAUACGGUUGGGUCAAGACCCGGUGGAAACAAUAAAGUCAGAAGGUGUACCAAAAGGGCGCUUGGCGGUCUACGUGGGCGAAUCAAAUGAUGACACGCAAAGGUAUUUGGUGCCUGUGAUAUAUUUCAAUCACCCACUGUUUGGGGAGCUGUUAAAGGAGGCUGAGAAUGUAUACGGGUUCAAUCAUCCGGGUGGUAUAACAAUACCAUGUGGGGUUUCCGAGUUUGAGAGAGUGCAGACUAAGAUUGCAGCAGGGGAACGAAGCCCACGUCAAAGGUGGAGGCGUCCUAAAUUUUGAUUGAUGAUGAAAAUUAGUCCGCUAGGUUAGCAGGUUCAGUGUUUCUGCACAUGACCCGAUACGAUACAGUCAUGUAUCCAUUAUCCAAUACUUACUACAUGUCUGUAUUAUAUUGGAUUCAAUCAUCAAUGCACAAGACGCAAAUCUCUCCUUGAAUAGAAUAUGAUAAUUGAUGA